GCAAAAACUGUGGAUGAUUGUCUUAAUAUGCUUUUGACUAUUCCAAUGCUUAUAGCAGGAGUAAUCGCUUUUGUACUGGACAACACAGUGGGAGGUGCAACAAGAGAGCAAAGAGGUUUUGCUUCUCAGGAAUAUGAAGAUAAAAUCUCAAUAGAAGACGAUGGAUAUGCACUCCCUGCACUAGUACGGAAGUGA
Molecule: messenger RNA, 195 nt
Organism: Cylicostephanus goldi
Lineage: Eukaryota; Metazoa; Nematoda; Chromadorea; Rhabditida; Strongylidae
Source: the annotation of a GenBank genome assembly